Porites lobata is the source of this 7007-nucleotide messenger RNA. The record is from the annotation of a GenBank genome assembly. Lineage: Eukaryota; Metazoa; Cnidaria; Anthozoa; Scleractinia; Poritidae.
CAUCUGCAAGUAGGUCAUAGUACCCGAGUAACAGAAGGAGCAGUAAGAAGAUAGCCAGAAAUUUGAACGAAACGUAAGUUUGCUAAAAAGUGAACAUUGUAAGUAAAAAUGCUCAUAAUUCUUUUUUUUCUGUUACUUUUUGAUUUAGUAGUUUAUCCUUUUUAAGAAUAGUAACAUGAUGAUUUACUUUAUGCUUCUCAGUUCCACAUCAUCUAAAGGUAUUUUCUGCUCUUGUACCUGUUCGCGGAGCUGUCUACCAGCUUGGUUAUUCUUUUUCACGAACAUAACCACAGCUAGCCUGCGAAUCGCAGACGUAUUUCCAGUCGUCGCUUCUUUCCCUCCGAAAAAUAACGUCUACGAACAUGAGCGACAAAACGAUUUCCGUGACGUAAAACCUUUUGUUUUGAUGUUCACCAAUCAGAUCAAAGGUCAUAGAAUGCAGCUUGAGUGACUUACCGCCACCUCGCGCGCUGGCGUGUCUUGGAUUUUGGCGAGAUUUACCAAAUACGAUUUGGAACCUGAAUUUCACAACUAUAUCGAAGUUUCCUGCCGCGUUGAAUGCUGACUUCUUUGUGAAGCACCGGCUUCCUAAGUUAUGUAUGUGAUGGGGGUCUUUGUUUUCCCUCUAAAAAAUGCGGUAGUUCUUGACAUAACAAAAGGUGGACAAAAUAAUCCAGCACUGAAAGGAAAAUAACAUCAUUAGCUUAAUUACAUUUCGCUCAGACCCGCGAUUUAUUUCAAUUUAACCAGCGCUGACAAAAGGUGGUGAAUCGAUUGUACAGACACAUGCUUGACUGAUUCAGAAAUCUCUGACAAUCGCUCGUAAAUAAUUCAAAUUCCUACAAGUAUCGCCACAAAACAAUGAUCUCAAACAUACAGUAAACCCCGGACCCAGCGUGAAAUAAAUAUUUAGAGUAGUAAAUUGAUCAUAGUCAAGAUGACAUUGACCUACGACGCCUCGACUUAUCUUAUAAAAAACUAUGGAAAUUAAAACCUUGAAAAGAACAUAUAUUUAAAGAAAUAUAAGAACAAAUAUAAAAUGCUUUCGAUCUGAUCAAAGUUCUGUCUGAGCCAAGAAGCAACCACGGAUGUCCUAACUUUCAAAGAUAACGGAUACUAAAAAAUAUCUAAAGCGGCACCCGAAAUACUAUCGAAGAAUUCUCCAAGAAUACUUUUUUCCUGCGAGGAACCAGAAAGGAACAGAAGCAACAAACGUCAUGAUGCGUCUACUGUCAUUGGGACAUUUAUCGUUUCGAAUAUGAUCAAAACAACAAGGUGUGACAAAUCAUUGACUCCGUAGGCCAAUAGAUAAAAAAUUUCCCCAAAUCUUUUCUUCAAUAUUAAUCCUCUUGGUGCUUAUUUCGUUAAUCAGUCCCACGAUCCGUAAACGCGUCGUUCUGAGGAAAAAAUACAUCUGUGUUUCCCAGGCUAGAAAAAGAGCAGCUGUACACAAGCAAUAGCCUGCGAGAGCAUCCGGUUUUUUCGGCUCUAGUUUGAUGGUUCCACAUAAGAAUACACAAUAGACAAAGCCUGAAAUACUACAGACUUUCCGAAACCAGUUGGAAGAUUCACAAAAACAUCGCAAGGCUUCCUUUUGAUGCUUGUUGAGUCUUUCUAACCAGAAAACUUCCUAUUCUUUCCUCAACGCAUCUUCCGCCAUACUUUCCCACGCGUUGGCGCAAGAUCCACGCAAAAACUCGCGCGUUACUUCUUCGAAUAGGCGAGGUAAAUUCUGAUUGGUCACUAACGGCUGACGUCACGGAAAUUUUCCUCUCGUUUCGGUUUCGCAGACGGUUUUUCUCGGCGGGUGAAACUAAAGCCGAGAAAACCGGAUGCUCUAGCAGGCUAAACCACAGCCUACAAAUAAUCGUUUAUAUAACAUUUCUGUUUUUAGUGAAAAGGCAUUGACUUAAUUGUAGUGAUUGAUGUUUAUACAAAUAUACGAUUAUACAUAUAUUGUUUUUUUCCAAUAUGAUUUUUUCUACGGUUCUUUUUUUUUAUGAAAAUGUGAGUUUAUUUUGCAAUGAGUUCCUUGACUCCCUGAAUAAGAGCUUUUGGCAUAAAAAUAACUAGCAUCAAAGCCUUGUUUUUGUAAAUUCAUAUUUUCUUGCUCAAGGAAAUGGCAUUGUCGGGUGUUAUCCUAAUACUGAUGCCUGCUGUGUUUAUGAGCGCUUAUGCAGGUAAGAAUGGCUUUAGAAUUCAUUUAUUUAUAUUUUACCAUGAAAUCACCGUUUAUAUAAGAUCUCAGUUUGAAUAAAAUCAUAAUGGUCAAUACACUGCAAGCAACCAACUUAACCAACCAGCCACAAAACCAACUAACCCAACCGACUACCCAUGAAACAAGCAAACAAAUAAACAAACGAACAAACUGACCAACACAUCAGUCAACAAACCAGCCGACUAACCAAUCAACCAAACGAAUCUUAAGAAAAUAGAAUUUUUUCUGUAUUGAGUCUCAUAAGCUAAAACGUCGAACAAGGUACUGUCUAGAAUCAAGGCUGCAGUCUUUACAUUUUGACUGCCCUACUUGAUUUAGGGCAGAUAUAGGAUAGGAUAUCCAUCCUUCCUAGGAAAUCGUCAAGUCGUUUGGUAUAUAAUCAGGACGAGGAAUCGGUUGCAAACUCCUUUAAUGAAUUUUUUACCUCAGUUGGCCGAACCACUGUUGACAAAAUCAAAGCACUUGCCUCUGAAUGUAAUUACGAUCUUACGAAAACAAACUUUGUCCCUACGCACUAUCCAUUGUCUGAACAAUUUUCUUUCCAUUCUGUUAAUUGUAAGCAAGUUGAACAGAUCAUCGCAUUGUUACCAUCAAACAAAGCAACGGGCUUUGACAAAAUUUCUGCACGUGUAAUCAAGGAUGGACUGUCAGUUAUUUUGUCGCCGAUUACUCACGUCAUCAAUGCCUCUCUUACAAGUGGCGUUUUCCCUGGAGGAUGGAAACAAGCAGAAGUAACACCUAUUCCAAAGGAGGUAGAUCAUGAACAACCUUGUAAUAACAGACCGAUCUCGUUAUUACCAGUAUUGUCAAAGGUGUGUGAAAGAAUUGCGUUGAACCAGCUGACGGCAUAUUUAACAACAAACAACCGUCUUUCUGCGAAACAAAGUGGAAAUAAGAAAUUUUAUUCCACAUAAACGGCACGUAUCCGCUCCACAGAUGCCAUCUUGACUGGCAUGGAUACGCAGGAACUCUCUGCUAUGGUUUUGUUGGACAUAGAGUAAGGCAUUUGACAGUAUAAAUCAUGAUAUUCUCCUUUUAAAACUACAACAUCUCGGUAUUUCUAAAUACGCUCUCGCGUGGUUUACUAGCUACCUGACCAACAGACACCAAGUCGUGCGUAUUAACUCGACCCUCUCGAAUUUGUUGCGUUUAAAUAGUGGUGUUCCUCAAGGAAGCAUUCUUGGGCCGCUUCUUUUUAGUAUUUACAUUAACGACUUACCUUCUGUUCCUAGAAAUUGUUUAUCGCAAUGUUACGUAGAUGACACUAAACUUCAGAUUUCUUUUAAGAUGCGUGAUUGUCCGACUGCUAUGAACGAUCUAAAUAGCGACCUCCUUUUAAUACGUAAUUGGUGUUUUAACAAUUUUCUACUUUUAAAUCCUGACAAAACAAAACUCGUAGUCUUUGGAAGCCGACAACUACUUGCCAAAUUCCCCGACUUCAAAAUAUCUCUUCUAGGAAAAGAUCUCGCUCUUACAUCUUCGGCCAAAGAUCUUGGGGUUGUUCUAGAUCCGCAACUAACGAUUGAUGACCAUGUUUUAAAAACUACGUCAUCUUGUAUGUCAAGCCUCGCACAAAUCAGUCGGGUUAAACAUGUUCUUGACCGUAACCAACUGGUGACAGUAAUAAAUGCCCUAGUCUUUAGAAAAUUACUGUACUGUUCCACAGUGUGGUCGAACACCUCGAACAAAAAUAUCUGUAGACUACAGUCAGUGCAGAACUUUGCCGCGCGCAUUAUUACAGGUACCAGCAAAUUUGAUCAUAUAACCCCCGCACUAAGAGAUCUACGUUGGGUUCCAAUUAAACAGCAAAAGCUGUUCUUUCGCGACGCUCUCAUGACAUUUAAAUGCAUGACUGGUCAAGCUCCACAUUACCUCAGCGAUCAAUUUACAACAAGAAUUGCGGUCACCGGGCGCGUGACUCGAAGUUGCCAAUUAUUAAACAUCCCCUUGUAUAAGUCGAGUACCGGACAGAGAACAUUCCACUACCGUAUGGUGCACAUUUGGAACAAUCUAGACAGUACUCUUAAAACUGCAAAAUCGAUUUCUACUUUUAAAUUUUAUUUGAAAAAUAAAUUGAUUACUGACUUUUUAAAUAGCACGUUAUGAUAGUAUUUUAGUAUCUUAUUUUAUUAUAAUUUUAACUUAAAAAUAUGCAUAUUGUAUAGUACGUAGUGAGAAUAUUUAUUAUUCGAUUAACUCUUAAAUAGGUAUGUUUAUAUUGCUUUUGUUCACCGCACUCUUUCCUUUUUAAUUGAAUUGUUAACUACUUCUCUUAUCUUAAUUAGUAGUCGCAUUGUCACUGAAAAGCCCCACCAGGGGAGUGUCAAUAAACUAUUGUAUUGUAUUGUAUUGUAUAGGAGCAACGUGGUCUGCUAGUAGAAGUCCUCUAUUGGCUGAAAGAGAUUUAUGUAUUUCUUUAAAAAUUUCAGUUGAUGACCGCAAUUUUGCGAAAGCCCACAUUCCAUAUUUGCGCUUCGAUGGAGGUGCAAGAGCAAAGCACUGCUGGCCUGACGAGGCUAAAGACUCCAACGAUGGAAAAUGCAAAGACUUCAAUUCUAAAGCUCCUAUCUACUACGAUGUUGUUGAUUGUGCUGAUAAAUAUCGCAAAGUGAGUUUUCCUGUUCUAGCUUUUAUACUACUACAUGAGAAAUUUCUGCAAUUUGAUUGGCUUAGAGCAGUGGUAUUUCAGCUUAAUUUGAAAUACCUAGUAGUAUAAACAAAUAAUAGCAUGAUUUGUACGUGAUAUUUGGCAUAAAUACCACUCGUAACAUUUCUAAAUUGUCUCAAAUUUCACUCGCCUAACGGCUCGUGAAAUUACGUAUAACAAUUUCGAAAUAUCACCCGUGGUAUUUAUUGCAAAUAUCACUACAAAUCAUGCUAUUACCUAUGCUAAUUCUUUUAAAAAUAAAAAUUAAGACUAUUGCUUGCUCGUUUUAUUCUUGAGUCCCCAAGAGACCGAGUACAACGAUAGAAAUAGCUCUUGAUUCAUGGAAACCCCUGUUUCCAUCUUAUUAUGAACUUAUCAAUGCUGAUGAGCAAAUAACUCCACGUUAUUAACUAUAAUAAUUAUGAUUGUUAAAUCUUCGCAGUCAUUUCUGUCUCCUAUAGAACGAUCCAAUCCGUGCCCGCCAUCAAACUUAGUACCACUGACAUCAUACCAUCUUCUUAUAAUAAUGAUAAUGUCUGAAUUUUUUCAGCUUGUCUGGUGGGUUUGGUAUGGCAGACAAAACCCUUGCACCGGUUCUUCCGGAGCGCACAACAACGACUGGGAACACAUCACCAUCAACUUCAUCAAGGACGGUUCUGGUGCAUGGAAGCAAGACAGCGUGACCUGGUUCCAACACGAUGGCUGGUAUACAAGACGCAACACUGCUAAGAGUCCCAGUGUUUACGUGGGCAAGAACGCUCACGGAAGCUACGACAACUGGUGUGAUGGCAGAGGAUUUGUUUGGGAGCAGGUAAGCCGGAAAACCGACGGAAAACCGACGGUGGCUGUUUACAGCGCUCGAAGCGGAUACUAUCCAAAUGUCUCUACAUACUUCUUCCUGUUAUAAGGAAAACAACUGAAUGUGUUAUUGUUUUCUCACAAUAUAAUUGAAAACGUUACAAGACCAACUUAACUUUAUAAUAUUGUCAUUCAGAAAUGAUUGAAUGAUGUGUGCCAAAAAAAUUAAGUGAAAUGAAAUAAUUAUUCGCCUCGGGUUCAGCAAAAUUAAUAUUGGUCGCCGAUAUUCACUUCAGUAGUUGCUAAUUCGCCUUACAGUAGGGUAGCCAAUCAGAUCGCGCACUUACUCAUAUCCAGUCAUUGUCUAAAAGUAUAUGAUAACUGAGAUUCAGUAUGUUAAUACUUUUUCAUAACAUUAAAUUGUUUACAUUCCUAGGAUUAUUGCGCUGGAGGAUGUGGCUACUGGGAUGAUUUUCGUAACGACAAAAAGGGAAGACGUUGGACACCAACCAACAUCAAGCACGUGUCUGAGGUAACUCAUCAAAAAGGGGUCCAUUCUGGUAUCUUAAUCUCUGUUAAUACGGUCACCAAAGGAACAAAUCAAGAGUUACCAUAUUAUACGGUUAUCCCGGCGUACUAGUGAACGACGUACGCGCUAGUUGCCCGUUCGUAACCUUCUGCUCAUCAGUUUUCGGUCGGUUUUGUGCGCACACACUCUUCAUAAUGACGUUAUUCGAAUGUUUUGAUGUGGGAAUGAUAUCAAAAACGCUUCUUCAAACUCUUAAAUCUUUUCAAAACGUAAGGAAACCAUACUUUUUAAUUUCAUAUAAUCAAAACGCACAUCAAAAUGUAUGUUCAGUCAGUUUUCUCAAAAAUUUGACAUUUAUUUUUCUAAACGCGAAAAGCGACAUUAUUACUGGAGACACGCUCGGUUUUACUUCGCUUCUACCGAAUACGUCUAAGUGUGUGUACCAUAGAAAACUCACUCUAUAAGAAAAUAUUCCGUCAUUAACAUUCUAAUACUUAUAAUGAUUUCCAUAAUAUAUCCUCAUGCAUCAUCACCAACAUCAUCAUAGUCAGUUGUUAUCUUAUUGUAUCAUUCUCUCUAGGUUACUGGUAAAGUGGCUAAUAGAAUCAAAGACGAGAAAUAUUUUGAUGACACCAGGCUCAACAGGUGUAUUGGUGCCAAUUCUCGCUGUGUGAAGGGACCAUGUGGAUGCUGGCGAAAUAACCACACUUUCCUAGCACCUAAAUGUAAUGUCUAAGCGACGAAAUUAAUGAAACAAGGGAAAUAAACCAUCAGUGAAUACUCUGACAAAAAUAUAUAAUAUAUGUAUAUAUGUG